AUGACUGCCGAGUACAAGAUUCACAGGCCAUUCGUUUUGGCGACGCUGCCACGGCCUUUAGAUCAUACCAAAGGCAACAUCAAUGCUAGGGAAGUCUAUGGCCAAAAAGAUGGCUUUAAGAAGAGAAAGAGGACCGAGCUAGUCGUCGGUAUCGAUGGGGAGAAUGCAAGCAUCUAUGAUGUCCCAACCUCGAGGCAAAUCACUUCAUACCCGAUCCCGCCCCAAGAGUCCUUCACCUGCGCGCCAUACUCGGUACGAAUCCGCACUUCAGAGACCAGCGAUGUCUCAAGAUACACAUAUGCCGUCAUGAGCGACAAGGCGACGCAGAAAAUUACACUAUUCAAGGAUGUAGUGAGCCUCGACGGCAAAACCGUCUCUACGACAGCCUCGCAAACUCUCAAAACCUCUCCCGUCAAGCACAUUACUUGCACCUCGCUCCCUUCCACAGAUUCUAAGAUCGGCGAUGUGAUUCUUGUGUGUGAGGGCGGGGAAGUUCUUUCCGUCUCUGGCGAGACUUUGUCUACAAACUGGAUGGCCGCUGCCAAGUCUUCUCUUCAAGACGUUAUUGCUACUAAGAUAGAUGGGCUCGAGAUUGAAUACGUUGCGUCAGGUUGCAUGAGCGAAUUCGCAGACAAUAUGCUCAAGAACAAACCCGAAGUGUUUAGCGCGCUUCCCAAAUCAACUGACACUGCGGAGCCGGAGCUUGUUGCGCUUGUCGCGAAGAGCACUACCAAGCAGCAGACCAGUAGACACCUUAUCGUGCUGGCAGCUAUGGGCAGCUCGACAGUCAAUACAGACAUGCAGAAACUGGUGCCGCUAGAUAUUUCGCCCAUUCCGUCUGCCAUCUCCCAAGGCGAUGCGGCCGUGUUUCAGAUUGACAUUCAGUCCGCUGGUCUAUUCCAGCUCCAAAACGGCAUUCUCACCAUCUUCGAUCUUUCGAGUGCGAUUCCGAAACUCAAGUCCACCUUUCAGACCGACGGUGCUACAACCUUUACUAAGCUGUCGCGGCCAUUUGUUCUCUCAUCGUCCUUAAAGACCAUCACGCUAUUCAACUACCAUUACAGGUCAAUACACGCCAAGAUCGCACUCGAUCUUUCCGAACUGCCAGCCGAGAGCCAAAAUCCGCGUUCAUGUCGAUUCCUGAGCUACGUUCGUAGCCAAGAUAUUGCCGUGGCGCUGAUUGACAAUGUGCUGGUAUCUAUCCACGUUGAGCCACCUAGCCGCCACGGCAAGCGACGCAAAGAGGGUCUGCUGAUUGACUCCAUUGGCCGCGGCACCACCCUCGAGGUUGCACCUAAGCGUGCAAAACAUUCCACCCCUGCCGAAUUCUCUUGCCAAGUCCCCGGCACCAUGACCGAGUCUUAUCUAGCUGAAUUCGGAGCGGAGGUGCGGGCAGCAGACGAACUGCUAGCGAACAGCGAACUGGACAAGUGGGAAGAGCUCUUGCGCGAGAAAUUCCACAUGAAUUAUUCCGAUGAGCAGAGCGUGGCUUCAGAAGUAAACGAAGGUGGCGAAUGGCGUUGGCAUCGCGACGGCAGUAAAUAUGCCGCUGUUGACAGGCGGUGGGUCAUUUAUGCUCUCAGCCAAGUCUUUUCAGUCGAGGCAGGCAGCUCAGACGACAUUGAUAUGCACCUCAGACUCGUGCUUCCCGACAGCAAUGUCAUGACAUAUCUAGCUGUUGCUGGCCACAUGACGAUUUCCAACCUGCGAUCUGCGUUUGUUGAGGAGCUGAACAGGGUCGACGAUAGAAAGAUUGCGGCAGAUUUGAUAAGCUGCUUAACUGACGCAGAGCCGUCCAUGUCGCUACUGCUCAACUAUCUGCAAGCCACAAAGUUGGGUGAAACUGAGCUUAUUCUGGCCAUUCGCGCGCUUAUGCUCAGUAUGGACCUGAUACCUGAUACGAGCAAGUUGAACAGCACAAAGCUUCUCAAAGAAGAGUCUCACGAAUCCAACGAGUACGAGAUGGAUCUAGACGACCUAGAGCGCGAAAUUGCUGUUACGGAACAUUACUUGGGCGACGAUUCUAGCAGCCGCUCGCGCGGCCUGACUCUUGCUUUCACCAAACUGUGGCGUCAACCUGCGAUUGCGACAGUCAAGGCUCUCCGUACUACUGUGCGCACGGAAGAGGUGCUGGCCUUUAUCUAUCUACUUCGUAUGGAGCUUGUCCGAGGAGCCUGGACGUCGCUCUACGUCGACACCACGAGCUUUGAGUCGGAAGGCAACGACCCUCCCCCAGAUGGCGUUAUUACGCUGAUUGCGGAUUUGCUCGGCCGUUGCAUGGAUGCCAUUGGCUCUGGGGGCUGGCUGUUCAAUGAUGCCAUGUCGUGGGCGGACAAGGCGGAAACUGGUGACUUUUUGACGGCACUGAGACUAGAGGUGACGGCGGCUCUCGAGGGCAUUGAGGAGGCUGUUCACUUGAACGGAGUGGUGAGCGAGGCUGUGCGGUAUGGGCAAGCGAUGCAGAAGAACGGCGCCGGGCGGCAGGUGGUUCGGAACGGCAACAGCAAGCCGAUGACGAUGCAGCUGGAGAGCCAGGAGUCGCAGGUCCUGCCGUUGGGACUCAAGGUGAAGCAGAUGCCGACCAAGGAAAAAAUUGUGUCGGGUGGUGAGGUGGUGCAACGCAGCGGGCGAGAGACGGGCCACCUGAUCAGUCAAAAAGUAGACGCGUAUUCGCUGGAGAAACUUGUGAUGUAA
This is a messenger RNA of Beauveria bassiana ARSEF 2860, 2694 nucleotides long. RefSeq lists its product as uncharacterized. The transcript is spliced from 2 exons. The record is from RefSeq and is a predicted model, not a curated record. Bases 1 to 2694 code for a protein of 897 amino acids. Lineage: Eukaryota; Fungi; Ascomycota; Sordariomycetes; Hypocreales; Cordycipitaceae.